Thamnophis elegans (Western terrestrial garter snake) is the source of this 2497-nucleotide messenger RNA. It is a transcript of the gene KLKB1, whose product is annotated as kallikrein B1. Gene Ontology annotation, biological process: proteolysis. Gene Ontology annotation, cellular component: extracellular region. Gene Ontology annotation, molecular function: serine-type endopeptidase activity; protein binding. The transcript has 15 exons. Bases 153 to 2039 code for a protein of 628 amino acids. NCBI's taxonomy places the organism in Eukaryota, Metazoa, Chordata, Lepidosauria, Squamata, Natricidae. The record is from RefSeq and is a predicted model, not a curated record.
UGUUACGGUGCACAAUUCAAACCAGUCUGUUUCUUCUCCUUUCUUUUCAAUACAGUUCCCCCCUUGUUUUGCUUAUAUAUAUAUUUUUUGGCAAAGAAUAUAACCACUUGUUUACAGAGAAAAGUUACAACCAGUAGAGCCACUGCUCCAGGAUGUUUUGGAUCUUUCAAACUUUUUAUUUCAUCGCACUGUUUUCUUCUGUACAUAGUGAAUGUAUGUCUGAGAUAUACAGAAACACAUAUAUCGAAGGAGGAGACAUAUCUAGGAUUUAUACUCCAACAGCAGAUUAUUGUCAGAUGGUAUGCACUUAUCACCCAAGAUGUCUUGUGUUCUCCUAUAUACCAGGAAGCUGGGUAAAAACUACUGCCAGGUUUUCUUGCUUCCUGAAAGAAAUUGAUACUCAAGAAUUGCCAAAGAUUCACAGGGAAGGAAUAAUCUCUGGUCAUUCUCGGAAGCAAUGCACUCAAAUUACUGCUUGCAGUAAAAAAGUGUAUGAAGGACUGGAUAUGCAAGGGGAAAAUUACAAUAUAACUACUGCUGACAAUUAUAAUCACUGCCAACAGAGAUGCACCAAUGAUAAGCACUGCUACUUCUUUACAUAUACCUUAGAAUCAUUUCACAGUGCACCACUACGUAAUAAAUGCUACCUGAAAUAUAGCAACACAGGAACCCCAACUAAUAUAAAGCAGAUUAGGGAUGUUGUCUCUGGAUUUUCAUUGAAACCAUGCCAACUUGCCCAAACAGAUUGUCAAAUGGACUUUUUUCAACAUUUUGAAUUUUCUGGAAUUACUGUUGCGAAGGUUUUGACCCCUGACAAAUUUAUAUGUAGAACAGUUUGUACCUAUCGUCCAAACUGCUUAUUCUUUACAUUUUUCAGCAGUGAAUGGGAAGUAAAAAGCCAAAGAUAUAUCUGUCUGAUGAUGACUUCAAGAAGUCAAAAACCAGAGAAAUUUACAGAAAGAGCAAAUGUUAUAUCAGGAUUCAGUCUCUUGAACUGCCGUAGAGCCGAACCUGCAUGCCAUUCCCAGACCUAUCCUGAAUUAAUCUUCCGUGGGACAGAACUGAAUGUGGAAUAUGUCAAUGGGCACAUAGCUUGCCAGGAACUUUGUACAAUGACCCUCCGUUGUCAAUUUUUUACUUAUGUUUUCCGUAAAAUGCAAUGCAACCAUCAAGGCAAAUGUAAAUGCUACUUAAAAAUGUCAGCCAAUGGGUCCCCAGAUAAUAUCGAGGCUGAGAAUGAAACAGUUUCAGGCUAUUCUUUAAGACUGUGCCAAACUAGCAAAAGCCCUGUCUGUGUGCAGAAACCAGAGAAACGGUCAAGAGUUGUUGGAGGAUCAAACUCUUCUGUUGGUGAAUGGCCUUGGCAUGUCAGUUUACACACAAUACUCCCUGUUCAGACCCAUCAGUGUGGUGGUUCAAUCAUCAGUGACCAAUGGAUUUUGACAGCUGCCCAUUGCUUCGACAUCUUUCCAUUAACUGAACUUUGGCGUGUUUACAGUAGCAUUUUGAGACAGUCUGAAAUAACAAAUGAAACUACUUUCUUCAAAAUCCAAAAAAUGAUUGUUCAUCCCAGAUAUGAAUUUUCAGAGUCAGGAUAUGACAUUGCUUUAGUAAAGCUUGACAGACCUUUGAAUUUCAGUGCUUUACAGCAACCAGCAUGCCUGCCCUCCCAGGAAAAAAUUAAUACGGAAUACACUGAAUGCUGGGUAACUGGAUGGGGUUACACAAAAGAGAGAGGCUCAAUUGAAGAUAUGCUACAAAAAGUCAAACUUCCCAUGAUACCAAAUUCAGAAUGUCAGUCUCAAUAUCCAGAGCACAGAAUAAUUGAUAAGAUGUUGUGCGCUGGCUACUCAGGAGGAGGCAAAGAUGCUUGCCAGGGAGACUCAGGGGGUCCCUUUUCAUGUAAAUUUGAGAACAGAUGGUAUAUGGUUGGCAUCACCAGUUGGGGUGAAGGAUGCGCUCGUCCAGGACAACCAGGUGUUUACACCAAUGUAGCUAAGUUUGUAGACUGGAUUCUGGAACAAACUUUAGAAGAUUAAAACAGGGUUAAAUUAAUCCUGCGUGCUACUACUUUCAUGUGGGUUUAUUCAAAUGCCCAUUUUAUUCUGUUUCUGCAUCAUUUUAAAAUUUUAGGAAAAACUGCACGAAAAUCAUAUUUAAAUGUGUAAUUUUAAAAUUACCUUUAUCCGACCAUUUCAUACCAUAGAAAUUAAGAUGAAUUUGAGAUUCUAUUUCAGUUUUUAUUUCUGAGUGUAUGGAAUACGUUAAUUCACAGUGGAGUUUACAAAGAUGGUUUAAAAAAAGGGUUUUGGUUUGUAUGAUGUGUGUGUGUGUGCACGCACGCACGCACGCACACACACACACACAGACUAUUUUUGACCAACAGAUAUAAAGUUCUUAAAGAAAAAUCUUAGAAAUGUAGUCAAUAUAUUAAUUUUGAAGAGUCUCACAUACUUAUCCAAUGACACAAUAAAAAUAAUGUAUUAUAUUUUUUGAA